Morus notabilis is the source of this 411-nucleotide messenger RNA. Its product is annotated as cytochrome P450 82C4. The transcript has a single exon. Gene Ontology annotation, molecular function: iron ion binding; oxidoreductase activity, acting on paired donors, with incorporation or reduction of molecular oxygen; heme binding. Gene Ontology annotation, biological process: defense response to other organism. The coding region runs from base 1 to 411 and encodes 136 amino acids. NCBI's taxonomy places the organism in Eukaryota, Viridiplantae, Streptophyta, Magnoliopsida, Rosales, Moraceae. The record is from RefSeq and is a predicted model, not a curated record.
AUGGACCCUCUUCUCCAAAUUCUAUCGACUAUCAUUUGUUGUCUCCUUCCUCUGCUCAUCUCUUUCAUUUACCGUCUCCAAAGGAGAGCAUCCACUACUUCUACUAGAACAAAUUGCCCCGUUCCGCAAGUGUGCGGUGCUUGGCCAGUUAUUGGCCAUCUCCACCUCCUUGGUGGCCACCAACUUCUACACAAAACAUUGGGAGCCAUGGCUGACAAGCAUGGACCUGUUUUCACUAUAAAACUCGGUUCACACAAAGUUUUGGUUGUGAACAGUUGGGAAACGGCCAGAGAGUGUUUCACUGUCCAUGACAAGACUUUCUCGACAAGACCAAACAUUGCAGCCUCUAAGCUGCUAGGCUAUGACUACGCCAUGUUUGGCUUCGCUCCUUAUGGACCGUAUUGGUGCUAG